UGAUUUUUACGUUGUAUUGACGUUUUGUAACUUUAAUCACAGAAAACUUCAACAUGGAUUUCAAGGCUUUGAUCCAAGCUGAAAUAGAAAAGAAAAAGAGAAAAGUGGAAAAAAAUUCUGACAUUUUGAGUUCAAAUAAAAAAUAUUUUAAAAGAGGAGAUCUAGCCAAAAAAGAAGAAGAAGAGUAUUGGAAGAAACAUCAGAGAUUAAAAGUACCAGAAAAAUUAGCAAAAACAAAAGAAGAGCAGAAGGAAGAAGAAAAGAAGAUUUUAGAGGAAGACGAACAAAAAUAUGCUCUGUUGCCCAGGAAAGAGGUGGUGAGAAAGUUAAGAGAAAGAGGUGAGCCCAUUUUGCUGUUUGGGGAAACAGACUAUGAGGCUUAUGUAAGAUUGAAAAAACUUGAGACGCUUGAACCAGAUGGGAAGAAGGGAGAAGGCAGUGAUUUUAAGAUGGCAAUGGACAGAGUUGACCAAGAUUACUUGAAUGAGAUUGUUAAUGCUGCCACAUCAGAAGGAGGUGAAGGAAAACUAAAUGUAGACGUCAGAGAUGAUGGUACGACAUUGAACGAUAUCGAUAAAAUGCAAGAACAAUUGGCUCAAGGUGAUUCAGAGAAAGACAUGGAAAUUUGCCUAAAGUUUUUAAAGUUUAUACUGAAAGGAUGGGGAGAUAGAUUAAACAACAAACCACAAGAGGAAAAAACAUCUCGGAAGGGUCGUGAAGAAUAUGCUAUUCAAACACAGACAGUAGCUUAUAUGAAACCUCUUUUUAAAAAUCUGAAGCAUAAGAAAGUAGAAGAAGACAUUUUAGACCCAAUGGUUAGCAUUAUUAAGCAGCUUAUGAAGAAGGACUACAUUAAGGCAAAUGAUGCAUAUUUAGAAAUGGCUAUAGGUAAUGCACCAUGGCCAAUAGGGGUAACUAUGGUGGGUAUCCACGCUCGUACUGGUCGUGAAAAGAUUUCUUCAAGAUAUGUAGCCCAUGUGUUAAAUGACGAAACUCAGAGAAAAUAUAUGCAGGGAUUAAAAAGACUAAUGACACAAUGUCAGAGACUGUUUCCUACAGCGCCAUCUAGAAGUGUAAAUUAUGAAAGAGAGAAGGAUGCCUGAUAUUUGAUGUACAUGCAUACUCAUUAGAAUAACUUUUGUUCAUUACAAUGCAAAAAUGAUAUUGAGAGUGACAUGAACAUUAGAUGGACAGAAUUUUACCACACUUAAGCAAAUCAAGGGAGACUAAAUUGUUGUGUUUAUCGCAUAUUUGAUAUUUAUGCCAAAGUACAUUUAAAAAACUUAUUGAUAAAGCAUUGAUUUUUAAAUGUUGACUUAUGAAAGAUUAAUUGAUCUUUAGUACUGGCAUAUCAGAAUUUGAUGAAUUUUGUAUCUCUUUAAUAUAGAAAUAAGAAGAUGUGGCAUUAUUUACAAUGAGACUACUCUCCAUCAGAGAUUAAAUGUUGUAUGGAUAUAUUAGAUAUAGGAUUAUCAGAAAUUAUAUCAAGAUCAUUAUAGUGAUUGUCAACUAACAUGUAAACAGGAUCAUGCUUUUGGUGAUUCCUAGGGAGUGAUUUUGAUUGUCUGAAGCCUUCUGAAAAUCGUAAAAAAAAUCGUUAAAAUAAGAUUUGACGCCAGACCAAAGUUAGUGCAUUAUUUAGUGCACAAUGGUGUUUUCCUAAUAAUAAAUUGAAAAACUGUCAGCUAUAUAGCUAUGUUUCAUAUUAAGAUUUAAGAAACAAAAGAAAAAUAGAUUGAUUGAUUGUUGGUUGCUUAACGUCCAGUGGCAAGAAAAAUAGAAGUUACCUUUAAAGAAAAGGAGACAAUUAUUUAUUCUAUAAUUUUAUACCCAUAUUUUUAUUUAAUUUUGCAGUCCAAGCAAUUUAUAAAACACAACUUAUUUUUUUAGUUUGUUGGAAAUAACAUGGAUUACAAAAUACUUUUAAAAUUUUAUUUAUUUUAUGUCAUUCUUUUCACUUGAAGUUUUCAUUAAAGAUCAUAACAUUCCUGCAUUGUUUUCUUCUUCUAAACGCAUCAAAAGGCAACAUCAUAUUGCAGUUAUGUUUUGAUUUGUAUGUCCAACAUUUUGUAUAGGGAUAUUGUGUUUUCUUACUUCAUUGUACUGAUGAUGAUUUGAAAAGUAGUUAAUCUGAUUCAUCAUGUAGAAUUUGAUUUCUAAAAUAUUGCAAGUUUUAUUUGUACAAGCAGGCUUGUAUAACAUUUAUUAAAAGGAUUCAUUUACA
This is a messenger RNA of Mytilus californianus (California mussel), 2224 nucleotides long. RefSeq names its product pre-mRNA-splicing factor 18-like. The transcript is spliced from 10 exons. The record is from RefSeq and is a predicted model, not a curated record. Lineage: Eukaryota; Metazoa; Mollusca; Bivalvia; Mytilida; Mytilidae. Gene Ontology annotation, cellular component: U5 snRNP; U2-type post-spliceosomal complex; U4/U6 x U5 tri-snRNP complex. Gene Ontology annotation, biological process: RNA splicing; generation of catalytic spliceosome for second transesterification step. Bases 54 to 1103 code for a protein of 349 amino acids.